CAUUUGUUCAGGGAAUAUUGGAUUUGAUUCAUUAGAAGAAUACGAAGAAGCUGCAAUAAUUAUGCAGGUGGAAUAUUUCAAUUGUCUAGUUUAACAAACAAGUAAAUGCCUCAUCAAAUUAUAUCAUGCCGAAACGGCUUGCUACUUUUAGAUUCGCCCCUUGUCUUUGUGCUAUUGUCAUAAAGUAAAGAAGCAGAGAAGUAUUGCUGGGUUGGACAGAAACAGAGACAGUCAUACAUAAACGUUGACAAUUUUCAAGAAAGACUUCAAUCUAUCUAUUGUCCAAAAUGGGAGUAUUUAUGCUCGCGACGUUGCUUCUCCAAAUUUUCUGCUUUGCUUCGAUAAAUUCAGACGAGAGCCAAAGUACAAGAAAAUCCGUUUUCGAAGAGGUGCAUAACCCAACUCAGAUAACAACAAGCAUGUUUCAUAAGACCUUCCAUCAAUGCAGCAUGGAUUACACAUGCAAUUACAUUGUUAAGGAUGUUAAGAGCCACACUUAUAAUAGAUUUAAAGAUGAGCAAGAGAUCCCGGCUGAAAGAUCAAACUUUGUUAUAUGGUCAAAGAAACAAGCAAGAAGAGUCGUUCCAGGGAAUAUCGCUGAUAAAAAGCCGUCCUCACAUUCAUCAACAUCAACCGUAAAUGGAGUCACAUUAGUUGCCAGCUAUGGAAAUGACGGUGACAGAACUGGAGACUGGCAGCGAUGCAGUAUCACAAAAACUGACAUAUUACCCUGGUGGCAAGUGGACCUGACAAGGCAAGCUGCGGUCGCAAGUAUCCAAAUAAGAAAUGGCGCAACAUGGGGUCAAGAAAAAAUCAAUCCAUUCGAUGUCAGUGUUGGGGAUGAUAGAUCAAGUGGCGGACGAAACAAUGCGCUUUGUGUGAAAGAUGGAAGGUUGGCAAGUGGUGAAUUGAAAAAGUUCGAUUGCCCAAGGCCUUUGCUUGGUCGGUAUGUGACUGUGUUCUUGAACAGGCAAGAAUAUCUUCAAGUUUGUGAGCUUGAAGUUUACGAAUUUCAAACAGAAUGGUUCGUAUAAAGCAUCGUUUAAUGUUUUUCAUGUUCGAUAUUGAUUGUCCUAUAUGUUCUGUAAACAGUCUGUAGCAAUAGCUUAAUAUACCUUGAUUGUAAUGAGAAGGCUAUUCAGCUCAACUUUUACUUUCUCUGGAUGUCGCUGACUUAAUUUCGCUUAUGUAACAUUGGUUGUUGAAUUAUCUCCUAAAGUCCUGCUAACACAGAAGUGAAUCCGAAAGAGCAAAGAGUUUUUCUUGAUAUUGCACGACUUUCUGAAAUGAUUUGUCUGAAACUGCAUAGGAUUUUAUCUAGAUACGCUUAUUUCAUAGAUUGUUGUUGUAGCUGACCCGAAUAAAACCUUAUCUAUUGGGCCAGUUUAAGUACGACCCACUCUUCUUCUAGCUGGAAAGCAUUUGUUGCAUCUGGAUUCAUUAAAUUUGCAACGUGUAAUACCAAACAAAUCCGGUCUCAUGCCUGUAGCCCCAAAGGCCAGUCGGUCUCAUGCCUAGUAGAAAAGGAUAAUCCACUUAAUGAAUGAAUUGGUGUAUAGAACAGGACUAUUCAAUGAAUGAACAUCUCAUUUCUGAUAAACUGAGUAUAUUCCAGUUCAGUCUGCUCAUUUCGUUUCUUAGUAUUUCGAUCUUUCCAAAUCUAUUCACUGUUCUCACAUUCCAUGUUCCUAUGAUGAUUUCUGUUCCUAUGAGGUUAAUACCGCGGUCUGCAGUAGCUAACUUAUCGCCUCCGCCCUGGUGAAAAUCAACGGAAAACUCGAUCGUUUUUAUCCUGGGCCUCGAUCGAUCCAGUAUGGAAUUCUGGUUUGUCUUGUUCAUGAGUGAAUCAGUAGGCAGGUAGUUCAGCGGCGCACAUCUCCUCUCCCAGUAUAGAUGGCUGUUGACUCAUAGAGUUCAUCCGCAGUUUAACACAUCUUUCUUGUUUCGCUUGAAUGGUGUUCACGCACCCUCCUCCCCCAAAAAGGGUUGGGUUGCCAGUUUGGUCGCCGGCAUCUCGAUCAUGUAGACAGGUAAUACUGGAUGGCAUGACCACAAUUAGCAAGUCUUGCGACCUAACCUGACUGACAUAUAUACACUUGUGUAAUUGAUUUUUGUUUAAAAUGAAUCUUUAUAGAUACAUUUUGCAACUUUAAAGAUUUUUAGUUUUUCAGCUUGAUGCAAUAUGAGUACAAAUAUUUGUAUAACUAUAUUAAAAACGAAUUACAUAUAAUACUUUAACGAAAGCAGCUAUGUCGUAUCAUUGUGUUCACUCUAUGUCACGAGGUAGAGAAAAAAGAAAAGAGACGUAGAUUAAAUCUAAACUAGGCUCUAAUCAACACAUAUCCACUAGUAAUAAAAAACCAACAACCACGCUUCAAUGCGCUACUAAGUUUGAACUCAAUAGCGAUGUGUUCUUUAUUGAAUGUCAACACAAUACAUGCAAAUAUUUUUAAGGAAGGUGACAUUAGGCUAGUUUCACCACACUCUACACAUGUUGAAACGGUGUGCAUUUCUGCAAGGCAAGGGUCGUUCGAAAUCAAAAAUUCAAUUAAAUCGUGACCAUCAUGACCUCCUAGCGUGAAAACCAAGAUUCAUUGUCCGUUACCAUUCUAUAAAAAAAACUGUAUAUAGUAAUGUAAAUAAAUACAUACACUUGAUAAUGCACUUUUUUUUC
Molecule: messenger RNA, 2674 nt
Organism: Rhopilema esculentum
Lineage: Eukaryota; Metazoa; Cnidaria; Scyphozoa; Rhizostomeae; Rhizostomatidae
Source: RefSeq, a predicted model, not a curated record